This is a messenger RNA of Trypanosoma theileri, 522 nucleotides long. RefSeq lists its product as uncharacterized. The record is from RefSeq and is a predicted model, not a curated record. The transcript has a single exon. Bases 1 to 522 code for a protein of 173 amino acids. Lineage: Eukaryota; Euglenozoa; Kinetoplastea; Trypanosomatida; Trypanosomatidae.
AUGCCGUACGUUACGACACCUUUUUUUCUUGCACUAAAGGCAGGAGAAGAACUUCCACUGCGACCUCGUAAAGGCGCAGAAGGUUUUUCCUUUACGACAUUAUUGACAUCAUUGGUAUUCACUCGUAGAUGUGGCAAGGAAGCAUCAAUCCCAUCAACUUUGUCUUUGGUGGUAUGCUGUGAUGAUGUGAAUAAGGAUAAGAAGAAUAGUACUGCUACUAAUAGUUAUACAUUAGCUAGUCACACCUUUACCAAAGCCUCUGGUGGUGAUGUUUCUGCUGAUGAGUCUGUUGUAGUAUCUCUACCAUCCCCUAUUCUUUUAACAUCUCGGGGUAAUGCUUUUUCGUUGGUGGUAAAAAGCACUGAUGAAAAGUCAGUUAAACUGUCUUCUGAUUCGAAGAUUAAUGGGACAGCUGAAAAGAGUCCCUCUACUGCCUACGAAAUUACGAUGCAUGGGUCCCAAAGGACUUUUUUGACGAAUGAACAGAUGCAGUUAUUAAGCAGUGCAGGUCGUUCUUUGUAA